Cuscuta europaea is the source of this 2619-nucleotide messenger RNA. Lineage: Eukaryota; Viridiplantae; Streptophyta; Magnoliopsida; Solanales; Convolvulaceae. The record is from the annotation of a GenBank genome assembly.
UGAAUUAACUAUACAAGACAAAACCCAGGUCUGAGUUUGGGAGAGCUGUUCAUCUGGAUGCAGUGAAGCUCGGGCGCAGUACAAUAAAAUCGUAGGGCCCUCAAAGUUCUUCCAGAUUCGAUUUUGUGAUAUGAAAGUUCUUCUACACCCUGAAAUUCCCAAGAGCUUGCUUCUUUUGUUGAGAACUGUUCGGACGCAGAUUCACUGAAGAAGCUACAUACUUGCAUACUAACACGCGGCUUCGAACAAGACUCGGCUUUGGGCUCAAAGCUUCUCAAUAGCUACGCAAAGUUCAAUCUUUUACCGGAAUCGAAAUGGUUGUUUGGAAGAUUCACGGACAGCGAUCGAAUAUCCAUUUUUAUAUGGAACCAGGCUUUUGUUGGCUAUUUCAAGGCGUUUCACUACCGCGAAGUCCUCAGGUUGUAUGUAGAGUUAAAGAGAAGGAACAUCCUUGUCUAUGGCUCAGCAGCAAUUUUUACCCUGAAGAGCUGCGCCGAGUUGGGUGAUUUCAAAUUUGGGAGAUCUGUUCAUGUGGAUGUAGUGAAGCUCGGGUUGAAUACAAAUCAAAACGUUGGGUCGUUUCUGGCCAAAUUCUAUUCAGAUAGAGCUGCCAUUGGUGAUGCAGCUAAGGUGUUUGACGAAAUAAUUGCAAAAGAUGUAGUUGUUUAUACAGUGAUGAUUACAGGAUGUGCUCAAUUGGGUUUUCAGUAUGCCUAUGAGGCGUUUAGAAUUGCAUGUGAGAUGCAGAAGGAAAACCUUGAACCAAACCGGGUAACUCUGGUUAGCUUACUUCAAGCAGCAUCUUCUUUGGGAGCAGUGGAAGAGGGAAAUGCAAUCCAUGGGUAUGCUCUCAGAAGAGGGAUUGGUUGUUCAAACGAUGUUUUCCUGACAACUCUAAUGGACAUGUAUAUAAAAUGUGAAGUCCCAGAAAAGGCCAUUGCUGUAUUUGCGAAUAUCAGUGAAAAGAGUAUCGGUUCCUGGAACGCUUUGGUCACUGCCCAUCUCAGAUUAGGACAGCCUUUGGAGGCUUUGGAACUAUUUGUUGAACUAAUGACAGACAGCACCCACAAACCUGAUCAGAUCACUAUAACAAGUGCACUAUCAAGCUGUGCUGAACUUCAGUACUUGUUUGGGGGAAAGAGCAUACAUGCUUAUGUCAUCCGAUCUGGUAUUAACCUUGAUCUCAUAGCUAAUACAACUCUUAUCGAUAUGUACUCAAAAUGCAACCAUUUGGUCCAUGCUGAAACCAUAUUUGAUAGAGCGGAUCACAUGGAUGUGGUCCUGUUCAAUGUGAUGAUAAGCAGUUACACUCAAAAUGGUCUUCCAAAACAAGCAUGGAACUUAUUCCAUGAAAUGCUACGCUUGGGUUUCAAGCCAAACAUAAGUACAAUCAUCUGUGUACUCUCUGCAAUAUCUGAUAUGAAAGAUGUCACCCAAGGAAAUGCCAUCCAUUGCUUCCUGCUCAAAUCUGGGCUUGAAUCUACCACGGACAUAGCUAACCAGCUCAUUGAGACGUAUUCAAGGUGUGGUCUAAUUAAACACGCGAGUGAAGUGUUUGGGGGGAUACCAGAAAAGGACAUAGUAUCAUGGACUUCGGCUAUGAUGGGCCAUGCUAAUAACGGCGAGGCAAAUGAAGCCUUGGUCUUGUUCCGUUCCAUGCAAAGAGAAAACAUAAAUCCAGAUUCCUUCACAUUUGUAGCUCUUCUUCAGGCUAUUACUCAGCUUGGAUGUUUAAGCUUUGCAAGAGAGGUACACAACCGUGCCUGUCGGCAGAUAGAUGUGCAAGAGGGCAUUCUCGUCAUUAACUCUCUGAUCAUGGCAUAUAGCAGAUGUGGAGAUCUAAAUUGUGCCCGGGUUCUUUUUGAUAGAAUGCCCGAACGAGAUCUAUCUUCGUGGAACACAAUGUUAUCUUCAUAUGGAGCACACGGGGAUUGCGUCCGUGCACUUGAACUGUUCAACCAAAUGAGGAUGAAAAAAGUGGGGCCUGAUAACUACACGUUCACGUCUUUACUAUCGGCCUGCAGCCAUUCAGGAGCAUUACCAGAGGGGCUAUCUGUUUUCAGGACAAUGAUGGAAGAUUACAGAUUGGUCCCUACGGAUGAGCACUUCGGGUGCAUGGUGGACUUGCUAAGCCGAGGAGGGAUGCUGGAGGAAGCGAAUUACCUUCUGAACUGUGAGGGGUUGAGGGAAAACGCUUCGGCGUUAGGGGCUUUCAUUGCCUCAUGCAUGGUUAAUGGAAAGGGAGAGAUGGGAGAAUGUGCAGGGAGCCGGCUGUUGAGUAUGGAACCUGAGAAUGCAAGUGCUUAUGGUUUAUUGUCAAAUUUGUACGCUGGACAACACAAGUGGGAAGAAGUAGCACAUAUGGGAGGCAUGGCUAGGGAAAAGGGGUUGAAAAGAGUUUCAGGACGUAGCAUAAUAGUGAAGAAGAAUAACUAACGCACUUUAGGGGAGGCGCACAUAUUGAUAGUCAAGACUCAAGACCAACAGAUUCUUUUUAACAUUUUUUGAGCAUAUAUUUAUUUAUGUACUCCGUAUUUUUUUCACACUGAAUUUAUAACACUCAAUAUGCUCCAUCUGAAUUUGUAACAAAAGAAUAUGAAAGAUAAAAUGAAAAGAAAA